CGUUCAUCCAACGUACUUGUCGCAGCUGCAUCGACGACGACGACGACGACGCGUAGAAGUAGCACUGACGGCAUGCAACAGAAUCACCACCAAGAUGCCCCUGCUGUGAAUGCACAGCUCCUUCGAGACAUGAUGGACUGUGUGGAUACGUCCAGCUUCCCCAUGGAAAGGAAGCAGUCGUGGAUGACCCUUCGCUCGCUAGUCUCCGGCAACGAUGCCAACUUGACGAACGAACUGAACCGAGGCCAGAGCUUGGAGACGAUGCUUCAACUUAGCGGGUACAACGCCGCAACAUCAGGGUCAGGCCAAACGAACAGCGCCAUGAAGCCCGAGGGUCAUUCGAACGCGGCGGCAGCGCCGUCGUACUCGAGGUUUAACGCCAGGGACAGCGCCGAGAAACUGAAGCGGCUGUUGAGCUCGGGAAGUUUUUCGACGAUGCAGAAGAAAGCGAGCGUGAGUGCGUUGUUGGGGCUGCUGGAAACGCAGCAGGGAGGCGGUGCCAUCAGCCGCGCCGACGCCAACGAACUGUUGCGCAAUUUGGGCUCCGACUACACGGAGGACGAGCUCAAGCAGCUGAGCGGGCAAAACAUGUUUCGAUCGUUCAUCCAUACGCCUGGUCAGACCAUGGAUCGAAAGAAGAGCUUCGACGUGAUCCAGGGCAUCUUGAACUCGUGCUCGAACUCUGCCAUCCACAAACCCAUGACAUCCCAGGACAGCUUUCGGUUCCAGAACCUCGCCAACUGUUUAGACACGAUCGAGGGGGCCGUUGCCAAAUACGAGGAGGACGGCGGUGAUGAGGACGAGCACGUCGUGGCGGUGGACGACAACCUGGACAACCUGCUCGACGACCCGUCGCCUGCGCCGCCCGCCGCGUCGGUGUCCAAUUCGUCGCAUCCACCAAACAAUGCUGGUCCUGCGACGCAGUACACACGAAACGCUGCAGUCAGCCAGGUGCAAGCCACUUCGUCAGCUUCGUACGGUGGUGCAGCCACUCGAGCGCCACAGCAGCAUACAGCAGCUGGAGGGGGACCCAGUCAGUACGGCUAUCACCACCCGAAUCAACACUUGGACGCCACGGGUCUGCCAUCGUCUUUGAAUAUGCAGCAACAACCGCAACAUGGGCACGUUCGACGAGACAUUGGAGCGUCGUACGACCAGCAGCAAGUGUUUCAGCAUCACCAGCAGCAGCACCACCACCACCACCAGCAGCAACAUAAUGCGCAUCAACAGGCGGCCACAACCAACCUCUACGGCGGCAAUCCAGACUUGACGUACGGUCGAAACAGUACCCUACCACCACCCCAUAUGAUGGCAGCCAACUCGAACCACCAUUACAUGUACAACAAUUACGCCGCUCCCCACCACCAUCAGCAGCAGCAGCAGCAGCAGCACCUCCAACAUCUGCACCACCAGCAACAACAACACCAGCACCAGCAGCACAAUCACCAGCUCUUACAGCAACAAAGUCACCAAGCCUCCCAACCGGGUCAGCAACAGCAGUCCAACUACGCCACACACACGAUGUACCAACAGCCCCAAGCCCCCGCCCCACCGGUCUACGGGUACGGCUAUGCUGUCGGCCAAACCAGCCACAACGCCGCCCCGUCUGCGGCCGCGGCCGCACCAGCGUCCUCCCGAGGAGUCGAUCCGUACCAGCAGGAACCUGCUGGCGUCGACAACACUCAAUACGCCAAGUUCUGCAUGUCCCCUGGCUGCAGCAACAUUGCCCGGACCAAAGGCAUGUGCAAGGUGCACGGCGGUGGCCGUCGGUGCAAAGUCGACGGCUGCAUGAAGAGCGCUCAAACCGGCCACCUGUGCAUAGCCCACGGCGGUGGGAAGCCGUGUCGCAUGGACGGAUGCCCCAAGACAGCGCAGUCCAGAGGGCUGUGCAAGCAGCACGGUGGCGGCGUUCGCUGCAAGUUUGACGGGUGCACAAAGAGCUGCCAAAGCGGGGGCUACUGCCGGGGCCACGGCGGCGGCAAGCGGUGUGAGUUUGCCCAGUGCAAGAAGUGGGCGCAGCGUAAUGGAUUCUGCGCCAAGCACGCGCAAGAAAUGACCACGUAACCCACCCCCACAACAUUUAGACGAUCAGUUAAGUAGUACUGUAGUAUAGCAGUAGUAAGUAGUAGUACAUAGCAAACGGCUUGAAGAAAAUGAAUUCGUCGAAACGUCC
Molecule: messenger RNA, 2173 nt
Organism: Aphanomyces astaci
Lineage: Eukaryota; Oomycota; Saprolegniomycetes; Saprolegniales; Verrucalvaceae
Exons: 1
Coding region: 73-2064 (663 amino acids)
Source: RefSeq, a predicted model, not a curated record